Messenger RNA from Cebus imitator (Panamanian white-faced capuchin), 3339 nucleotides. RefSeq names its product solute carrier family 46 member 3 (gene SLC46A3). Lineage: Eukaryota; Metazoa; Chordata; Mammalia; Primates; Cebidae. Gene Ontology annotation, cellular component: lysosomal membrane. Gene Ontology annotation, biological process: vacuolar transmembrane transport. The coding region runs from base 557 to 1942 and encodes 461 amino acids. The record is from RefSeq and is a predicted model, not a curated record. The transcript has 6 exons. Gene Ontology annotation, molecular function: transmembrane transporter activity.
ACCGUGACCGCGCAGGCGGCAGCCGACCCCGCCUCCUCGGCGGCAGUGAUGCCCAGCUGGCUGCUGCAGCGUCACCGCCGAGCGCUGGCCGGGCCGCGGACCGACCGGCAGAGGAACCGAUCGGCCGACUGCCCACCGUGUGGGAGCAGCAGCUGCCCCGCGCCCCACCGCCCCGCGCCGAGGCCGAGUCCGCAGGGCCGCGGGGGAGCCGAAGGCUGCGCCGGGAACCGUGCAGGUGUCACUCGGGACGCGGAAGUGUGCUUGUCGUGGUCUGCUUUAAAAUACGCCUGAGACUCCCGGACAAGCGUAAUUUGGUCGAAUUCGACGGGAAAGUCCCCUCCCCACCCCAGCGCCGGCCGCGUAGCCCGGGCUCCCCGCCCCCGCCGAGGUACUGUCCCCGGCGCGUCCUCUGCUGCCCCAGCGCAGAGGCUGCUCUUUAACCCGGGCGCGCGCGAGUGCAGGGCAUCCGAGGCGACGGCCCCGGGCACGGCCCGACCUGCGCCCAGCCUGGCAGGAAGACUGUAAUCGUGGGAAUACAGCUACCUCCGCAGGCAAUAUGAAGAUUUUAUUUGUAGAACCUGCCAUUUUACUUAGUGCAUUUGCUAUGACUUUGACCAGUCCACUGACAACGCAAUAUGUUUAUCGGAGAAUAUGGGAAGAAACUGGCAACUACACUUUUUCAUCUGAUAGCAAUAUUUCUGAGUGUGAAAAAAACAAAAGCAGUCCAAUUUUUGUAUUCCAAGAGGAAGUUCAGAAAAAAGUGUCACGUUUUAAUCUGCAGAUGGACAUAAGUGGAUUAAUUCCUGGUCUAGUGUCUACAUUCAUACUUUUGUCUAUUAGUGAUCACCAUGGACGAAAAUUCCCUAUGAUUUUGUCUUCCAUUGGUGCUCUUGCAACCAGCGUUUGGCUCUGUUUGCUUUGCUAUUUUGCCCUCCCAUUCCAGCUUUUGAUUGCAUCUACCUUCAUUGGUGCAUUUUGUGGCAAUUAUACCACAUUUUGGGGAGCUUGCUUUGCCUAUAUAGUUGAUCAGUGUAAAGAACACAAACAGAAAACAAUUCGAAUAGCUAUCGUUGACUUUCUGCUUGGAAUUGUUACUGGUCUAACAGGACUGUCAUCUGGCUAUUUUAUUAGAGAACUAGGUUUUUUGUGGUCCUUUCUAAUUAUUGCGGUGUCUCUUGCUGUUAAUUUGGCCUAUAUUUUAUUUUUUCUCGGUGAUCCCGCUGAAGAGUCUUCAUCUCAGAAUGUUACUAUGUCAUGUAGUGAAGGCUUCAAAGACCUAUUUUACCGAACUUACAUGCUUUUUAAAAAUCCUUCUGGUAAGAGACGAGUUUUGCUCUGUUUGUUACUUUUUACAAUAAUCACUUAUUAUUUUGUGGUAAUUGGCAUUGCCCCAAUUUUUAUCCUUUAUGAAUUGGAUUCACCACUCUGCUGGAAUGAAGUUUUUAUAGGCUAUGGAUCAGCUUUGGGUAGUGCCUCUUUUUUCACUAGUUUCCUAGGAAUAUGGCUUUUUUCUUAUUGUGUGGAGGAUAUUCAUAUGGCCUUCAUUGGGAUUCUUACCACUAUGACAGGAAUGGCUAUGACUGCGUUUGCCAGGACAACACUGAUGAUGUUUUUAGCCAGGGUGCCGUUCCUAUUCAUUAUCGUGCCGUUCUCUGUUCUGCGGUCCAUGUUGUCAAAAGUGGUUCAUUCUUCUGAACAAGGUACCCUGUUUGCUUGUAUUGCUUUCUUAGAAACACUUGGAGGAGUCACUGCGGUUUCUACUUUCAAUGGAAUUUACUCAGCCACUGUUGCUUGGUACCCUGGCUUCCCUUUCCUGCUGUCUGCUGGUCUGUUACUACUUCCAGCAAUCAGUCUAUGUGUUGUCAAGUGUACCAGCUGGAAUGAGGGAAGCUAUGAACUUCUUAUACAAGAAGAAUCCAGUGAAGAUGCUUCAGACAGAUGACUGUGAUUUAAACAAACAAAAAAAAUCUAUUAAUGCACAUAUUAUAUACUAUGAUUUCUGAAGACUGUAAAUGAAUUCCACAAUCAAUGCUUCAUUGAUAACCAAUUUUACAUAUCUUUUCUUCCAAACUGAACAGUCAGAGAGACAGCUCCUGGCUUUAGCUUCUUAUGGUACCAUGCACUUUGAACACUUUGUACAUAUUAUGCAAUAUACUUGCAAUACACAAAACAAAUCUCAAGUAUUCCUCACUUUUGAACUUAGAAGAGGAACAUUAAAACUUAAGGGUGUAAGGAGGGAUCAAGAAACUUGAUAAGUCAAAAGCAAUAAUCUCUCUGACAUAUUCCAGGCUCUCACACUGAGGCCAAAGAGAAAACUCUUUACCUCAGUUUCUUUAUCAGCAGAAUGGGUUUCUGGCCUCUCUCAGGGAUUUUGAAGGCAUAAUGAAAAUUAUGAUGAAUCACUCAUUGGUAGGAAACUAAUGAUGUAAGUUUCAAAUAUGUAUAAUUUUACCUAUACUUGGUAAUGCUUUGUUUUCUAGAGCCUAUUAAGCUGCUAUUGAUAGUCAGAGCUUAUAUAAUGUGACUUCUGAAGACUAUACAUGAAAUCCACAAUCAGUGUUUCAUUGAUACAAAAUCCUUAAAAGGGAGGCACUUUAAAGAAUAUGUAUUUUUUACUUUUCUUAAUAUGUUUCAUCAGUGACAGCAGCGAUAAUAUUUCUGUAUGUAAUGGGUAAUUGGGAAAAAAUAGAUUAUAAAUAAAAUUGCUCUAACGAAGUUAAAAAACUGAAUGAACAGCUAAUAGUGGUAUAAAGUAAUUAAUGUUUGGGGCCAACACUUGUCCCUUGUGUCAGUAAAGGGAUAUUUGCAUUCCAUGAUCCCCGGCUGAGAAUUCUACCUCUAGUCUUUCUUAUGCAGCUGUUGUCCAUCCUUGUUCAAUUAGAAAUACUGAUGAGGGCAUUUUAAAAACACCGAUCUUGUACUCUUUAAAUGUGAAUCCUUCAGUGGCUGUCACUGCUAGGAAAAGGAUCAAACAAGCAAGCCACCCAUGAUUUGACCCCUUCCCAUCUCAUUUCUUACUGCCAUACACUCAUCCUGAGGUCCACCUUGGUCUCUAAAAACACCAUGUGGUCUCAUGCCUCCGUGUCUUUUCACACGCUGUUCCAUUUGCUCUUCCUCCCACAUUACAUUGAAACUUUCAGGUCUCAGCCAGAACAUUGCUUCUUCCGCGUAGCAGCCUUCUUGGCAUCCCUCCUUAUCCCCCAGUCCCUGCAGGGCUUCUGUGGCUCUCUGUGUGUAUUUCAGUCCCAGCAUUUCCCAUCCACUUGCAAUUGUUUGUUUCUGCUACCUGGCAAGCUUUGAUUACUCAUUAUAUCCUCAAUAAAUGUUCGUUGAGCUAAA